This is a messenger RNA of Leopardus geoffroyi (Geoffroy's cat), 2019 nucleotides long. It is a transcript of the gene GSDMC, whose product is annotated as gasdermin C. The transcript is spliced from 13 exons. Lineage: Eukaryota; Metazoa; Chordata; Mammalia; Carnivora; Felidae. Bases 262 to 1797 code for a protein of 511 amino acids. Gene Ontology annotation, biological process: defense response to bacterium; pyroptotic inflammatory response. The record is from RefSeq and is a predicted model, not a curated record. Gene Ontology annotation, molecular function: phosphatidylinositol-4,5-bisphosphate binding; phosphatidylinositol-4-phosphate binding; phosphatidylserine binding.
UGAGAUGGGAUUGAAAGCUAAGAUUUUGUGGUCCAGAGCUAAGCUCCAGACCUGGUCUCCUGAAAAAGAGGGCCUGUCAUAUGCUGAUUUUUCUGGGAUACUGCACUGGAAAUUGAGGCAGCACCUAUUGGUGGGGACACACACACACACACACACACACACACACACACACUGCUUGACAUCAGAAGACCCGAAGAUUGGAAGGAACCCAACUCAACUAGAAUCUUUCUCUGCAGGACCAGACAAUACACAAUCUGCAACAUGUCCUCCAUGUUUGAGAAUAUUACUAAGAAUUUGGUCAAAGAGCUCGGAGACAAAGACCUGACACCUGUGAAACACCUGCUGGAAGCCAACAAAUUCCGUCAGUUUGCAAUUUUACGGAAGAAAAAGAAGACUCUUUCACAGUUCUGGGAACUACCUGAUAUUCCAGAAGACUAUACCCUCAUGGACAUCCUGGAGCCAAGUUCUUCAGUCCCAGAAACUGUUAUCAAGGGACCAUUUAUCUUCAGUGACACCAUGUUCCGGAAGUACAAGGCUUCUGCAGGUGUGACUGCCAUGCUAGAAACGAAUGUGUCAGGGGAAGCUACUAAGUGCCAUGAAACCUUCCUCCAGUUUCACGCUGUUACCUUCCCACCCCAAAACUGGAAAGACCUUCUAAAGAGGAAAGUGUUGGAUCAGGAGCUGCUGUUUCUGAGGAAGUGCCGGGGCAGAGAUGACAAUCUCUAUGUGGUGACAGAGGCCGUGGAACUGAUCAACAGCACUGUGCUGCAUGACAGCAGCAGUGUGAACGUUUUGGGAAAAUGCUUUAUCCCUUGGAUGACUUCUGUCAAGGGUCAAGGCCAGGGAGAGGGUCUCAAAGUGAGAGAGAAGAUGUUGACUCUGCCAGAGGGCACCGUGAUCGCCUAUAAGAAGAAGCAGCUGAUUUUCGAGAACAAUGGCUGGGAUAUCCUCAUCUCAGAUGAUGACACACAGAAAACCUUUCCAGAAGAGAGAAUGCUACGAACGAUGGAGACAUCAAUUGCUGUGAACAAUGGUCCCCUGUACCCAAUGAGUUUAUCUGAUGUAAGGAAGCCUCUGGAUCUUGUGCUGCACUCACCUGGAAGAAUACAGAGAGUCCUUUGGCAAGAUUUCAAGCAACUACAUGAGGAGAUUUUCCAGGAAAUGGAGGCCUUGGCCCAGCUCUCAAAGGACACUCAGGAUUCUAUAUUCCAUACUAUCCUGAACAUGCUUGGCAACCGAGAGGUUCUGCAGGACCUCACGGACACGCUGGAUGGGAGCCCCUUAGAUCUUUUGGAUGACUUUGGGGGCACAAUCCUAAAUGAGAUGCAACCGGACACAAGAGACCUAUGGAUCCAGGCAAGAUUCCACAUCAUCUACCUCCUUGAAGCCAUAAUGGUGUUGAGUGACACCCAACAUGAUCUGCUGGCCCAGUCCAUGGAAAAGAGGAUCCUGCUCCAGCAGCAGAAGCUGGUAAGGAGCAUCCUGGAGCCCAACUUCAAAUACUGCUGGGACAUCCCCUUUACCCUCAAACCCGAGCUCCUUGCCCCACUCCAGGGUGAGGAUUUGGCCAUCACCUAUGGCCUCCUGGAGGAGUGUGGGCUGAAAAUGGAACUGAAUAGCCCCAGGUCAACCUGGGAUCUGGAAACCAAGCAGCCCCUGUCUGCCCUGUAUGGGACCCUGUCGUUGCUGCAGCAGCUGGCAGGCAGUCCAGAGAGGCCUGGCCCCACUCCAGUCUAUGCUGAGAGUGUCCCUGAUGAGCUCAGGGGGGGUCUAGGGCCACCACGUCUGCCGUUCUAGGCAGGAUGGAGCCAGCGAUCGGUGGAAACUUGAGAGAAUGUUCUGAGGUGAUAGAAAUAUCUGUAUCUUGAUAAAGUUUUAUGCAAUUGUCAAAACUCAUCGAAUAGUAUCUAAAGAUGCGAGCCUGGGUGGUUCAUUGGAUGAGCAUCCGACCUUAGCUCAGGUCAUGAUUUCACAGUUUGUGAGUUUAAGCCCUGCUAUGGGCUCUGUGCUGUCAGAGCC